AAUUUCUACUGCAAUUAAUGUAAAUAUCACAGAUUAAGCUCGUAUUUCAUGUAUAUCCAUCUAAUCAUGGCUGUAUUCAUUUUUCAAUGGCAAUUAAUGCAAAUCUCUGAUCAAGUUUGUACAUACUUCUAAUCAUGGUUACUUUAUUAUAAUGUUACCACAUUGUUACAUAGUUCAAAAUGUUUUACUCACUGUAUAUAAUUUUCAUGAUGAAUGGGGCAGGGGCCGCUGCGCGGCCUAGGCACCCAGUUUUGCUUAAUUCCCCCCUCUUAUAUUAGUAUUUCACUUGUUCUUCUGUUGUGUCUUGAUUAAGUUUUUAAACUGUUUGAUUCACCGGGUCGUUAUGGACGGAUAUUUAAAGAGAAAACAUGUUGAAACUGAAGAUGAACCAAAGAGGAAAGGUUUGUUCCAGGAGGGAAACUUUCCAGAGUAUUGCUAUCCAAUUGGUGAGGACUUAUUCGUUUUGGCCAGCACGUAUAACAAGAAAUCAGCCAUUCAUAUACGAAGGUUUAACAGAUAUGGAGACUCAUACUAUCCUUCAGAAUAUGGUAUAACUCUACAGCCUGAACAGUAUAAUGCUUGCUUUUGUCAUGAUCCACCGACAUGUAUCUUCGGCAUUGCAGACAUCAACAUGGCUUUGGAAGAGAUCCCUCCAGCUAAUCCCCGUGAAAAAUUUUAUGUACUGAUGAAUGACGAGGGAAAGUAUCUGCUAGUGGACGAAUAUACCUGCAGAAGUGAUCGCGUAUACAAGCACGAGACGGAAAUCAGUUUCAAACAGUGGAGAGAACUACAGAAGUGUCGAGAUAGUGUGACAUUAGGCUAUAUUAAUUUAAAAUACAGGUCCGUGGACUUUUUGAACAUUUUUCAAGAAUCCACCCAUCAACAGUGUCCAGUGGUGCCAAAGAAUUCAGACAUCAACGAAGCGGGUCCUGUUAUGAAAGAUUGCCUGAAAAUUGUGCUGUAUAAACAUAUUAGACUGAAGAAAGGUCUGAAGCCAGUAGACAGGUCUGCUGACUUUCUAGACCAGGUUGUGUGCAGUGUUCACGAUUUCAAUGAAUCUUGCUUAGACUUACAUGUGGAGAAUAUUGCUCUGGAUUUUAAUAAUGAACUAAGUGAACGAAGGCUGUUUAGACAAUACCUUAAAGACUUUUUGUGUGAAGCUUUUUUGAGAGAAAUUAAAUUAGAUACUUUAUUAACUGCUGCUAAAAAUGAUUUUUGCAAAUAA
This is a messenger RNA of Parasteatoda tepidariorum (common house spider), 1225 nucleotides long. RefSeq lists its product as uncharacterized. Gene Ontology annotation, cellular component: cytosol. Gene Ontology annotation, molecular function: ribonucleoside-diphosphate reductase activity, thioredoxin disulfide as acceptor. The record is from RefSeq and is a predicted model, not a curated record. Lineage: Eukaryota; Metazoa; Arthropoda; Arachnida; Araneae; Theridiidae. Gene Ontology annotation, biological process: deoxyribonucleotide biosynthetic process.